AUGGCGACGCUGCUGCACGAGUCAAACACGUACUCGGCCAACCCGCAGUGGGAUGAUGUCACGCCUAUUCCACAGGUCGAGCCUGAGGGCGCGCUGGCCGCCAUCGCGUAUCCAGAAGAUUACGCCGAGGGUUCGUUCACCCUCGUACUGCUGGCAGACUUGAACGUCCAUCCGGUCUCAGCCGUGGAGGAGGAGGUCGUUGCAUCAAUGUCCUAUCUGCGCGCCGUCAUGGCCGCGAAAGAGCUAUCGAGGCGCUGUCUCGGACUGACAGAGCACAUCAUAUCAAUGAACCCGGCACACUACACGGUGUGGCUGUACCGGUUCGAGAACGUCGAGGCGCUCGGCAUCUUGAUCCCAGACGAGCUGGCCUGGCUGAACGAGGUGUCGCUCAUGCACCUGAAGAACUACCAGAUCUGGCACCACCGGCAGCAGCUUAUAGAUCACUACUACCCAACCCUGAUCGACAACGACGAGGGUAAAGAAGGGAACAAGGACACCCCAUCGUCAUCAUCAUCCCCCACGAGGCAGCAAUACCCCAACGAAAAGGUCGCCGCACUCGCCGCCUCGGAGCGCGCCUUCCUCACGCAGAUGCUCGAGCAGGACACCAAGAACUACCACGUGUGGAGCUACCGGCAGUACCUGGUGCGCAAGCUGGGCGCGUUCGGCGACCCGGCGGAGCUGCGCAGCAUCGAGGCCCUCGUCGACGAGGACGUUCGCAACAACUCGGCCUGGUCGCACCGCUUCUUCCUCGCCUUCAGCGACCCGGUCCACACGACGCCCGGCUCGCACGCCACGGAGCACGACCCGGCGGUCCCGGCCGCCAUCGUCGACCGCGAGGUUGCGUACGCCCAGGCCAAGAUCGGCCUCGCGCCCCAGAACCAGAGCCCCUGGAACUACCUGCGCGGCGCGCUGGUGAAGGGCGGGCGCGCGCUGGGGAGCGUGCGGGCGUUUGCCGAGGGCUUUGUCGAGGGGCUGGGCGAGGGCGACGAGAAGGAGAGGGUGCGCAGCUCGCAUGCGCUGGAUCUGCUUGCCGUUAUCUAUAAAGAAGCUGGCGAGCGGGAGAGGGCCGACUUGUGUCUGCGGCGGCUGGGCGACAAGUGGGAUCGCAUACGCAAGGGGUACUGGGAGUACCGGCGUCGGCUGCUGGACUCCUAG
Messenger RNA from Anthostomella pinea, 1155 nucleotides. The record is from the annotation of a GenBank genome assembly. NCBI's taxonomy places the organism in Eukaryota, Fungi, Ascomycota, Sordariomycetes, Xylariales, Xylariaceae.